Messenger RNA from Dermatophagoides pteronyssinus (European house dust mite), 1761 nucleotides. It is a transcript of the gene Eogt, whose product is annotated as EGF-domain O-GlcNAc transferase. Lineage: Eukaryota; Metazoa; Arthropoda; Arachnida; Sarcoptiformes; Pyroglyphidae. Gene Ontology annotation, molecular function: protein O-acetylglucosaminyltransferase activity. Gene Ontology annotation, cellular component: endoplasmic reticulum lumen. The record is from RefSeq and is a predicted model, not a curated record.
AUUAAAUGUUUUCAUAUAAUGAAUUCAUUAGGUAUUAUUAUAAUCUUAAUAAUUAAAAUUAGUUAUACAAAAUGCGAUAAAUCAUCAUUGACAAUACGUAUUCCAUUGAUUCCUUUGCAACAUGUUGAAUGUUGGUUACGUAAUCAACAUGAUGUUGAUAGAAUAAAAUUAAUCGAUUAUUGUCAAAAUAAUCAUAAUUUAAUUAUUAUCGAUUAUGCUAAAGAUGAUGAUGGACAAUAUAAAAAUCAAUUUUGUCAAAAGAUUAUUCAAUUUCAUCAGCAAAAGCGUUUACCGUGUUGGGGUUAUGAAAAUGAUUUGGACAACGUGACGGAUUGUCUUUUAUACAAACCUAUUUGUGAUAGUUCCAGUCAAUCAUGGGCAACCGAUUCUCAUGAACAAUGGAGCAUAUUUUUUAACACAGCCGAUUUCGGUUAUAUUCGACAACAACGAAAUGAACUUAAGUAUUUUUGCAGUCCGAAUUCCAAUAAACAAACCUCUUCAAUUGAAUGUACCAAAUAUACACGAUUUUGCCGCGCUAAAAAUAUUUACAUAAAUUUUCGGAAUUUAGUUCAUCUACCUGAACCUAUCCGAUACCGAGAAGAUAUACUUGAUUAUGGUGAUAUUGGAGGCUAUGAUUGUGAUUAUUUUCGAAACGAUCUUCUUAAUGAAAGUGGCCAUAAAAGUCCACUAAUGUCUUGGUUUGCCGAAAUUUCUCAAUUUCGUAAUAUAUCUCAACAAAAGCAGGUAAAAUGUGAUGUAAAAUUUGAUAAACCAACUUACAUCAUGAAAUUAGAUGCAACAAUUAACAUGUAUCAUCAUUUCUGCGAUUUCAUCAACCUUUAUCUUAGUUUUCAUCUGAAUGGCUCAUUCGAUCGUGAUAAUCAAAUCAUAAUCUGGGAUACCUAUCCAUAUCGAUCUAAUUUCGGUAUCGUUUGGCAAGCAUUUACUCGAAAUAAUCUAAUAAAUCUAUCCAUGUUGAAAGACAAAACUGUCUGCUUUACUAACAUUAUUUUUCCAUUAUUACCUCGAAUGAUUUACGGUUUAUAUUAUAAUAUGCCAUUGAUACCAGGCUGUAGCAAUAGUGGAAUAUUUCGUGCCUUCAAUCGCCAUCUAUUAUUUCAUCUCAAUCUUAAAGAUUCUGAAAAUAUUGUGACUGAUUAUCAAGAUAAUGUGAUAAAUAUAACAUUCAUCAAACGUAAUACACGAUAUAGACAGAUACUCAAUCAACAGCAGUUAAUCGAUUCACUGAGAUCAUUUCUCAAAGUCCAAAAUCAGAAGAUCAAAGUAAACAUCCAAUUGGUUGAUUUCAAUCAUCGAAUGCCAUUCAUCGAACAGAUUCGUCUAUCAUCACAAACGGAUAUAUUGAUCGGUAUACAUGGAGCUGGAUUAACUCAUACAUUAUUUCAACCGGAUUACGGAAUCCUAUUCGAAUUAUACAAUUGCGAUGAUCAUGAUUGUUACAAAGAUUUGGCACGUUUACGAGGCAUACAUUAUCUUACAUGGCAAGAUAAGACUAAAUUAAAAGUCAUUAUGGAUGAUAGUCAAAAAGCUGAUCAACAAGCAACAGGAUCAGCACAUGCUAAAUUCGUUAACUAUCAUUUCGAUUCAGAUGAAUUUGUUCGAAUAACUUGGCAAGCUAUCAGUUUGGUUCGCAAAAGAAAAAAACUAUUUAUUCAGGAUAAAAUAAAUGAAUUUAUAAAUCAAGGUGUUAAUGAUAAUAAUUAUAAUAUAUCAAAUGCUAAUAAAAUUGAAUUAUAAUAA